Messenger RNA from Zootoca vivipara (common lizard), 6038 nucleotides. It is a transcript of the gene PCBP2, whose product is annotated as poly(rC) binding protein 2. Lineage: Eukaryota; Metazoa; Chordata; Lepidosauria; Squamata; Lacertidae. The record is from RefSeq and is a predicted model, not a curated record. Gene Ontology annotation, molecular function: RNA binding.
CCGCAGCCCCUUCCCGCUGCCCUUGCCCUCCUCCCGCCGCCGCCAUCCCGCCCGCCCGCCCCGGCUCUCUCCUCCUCCCCUCCCCCCGUCCCGCUCCCUCCGCCCGCCCCGGAGACCCGCGCACCACCCGCCCUCCCUCCUCCCGCUCCCCCCGUCCCGUCCCCUUCCCCUCCUCCGCCCCAGCGAGGGAGCGAACGAACGCGUGAGCGGCCGGGCCCAGCCACCCCGCCAGGUUGAUUUUCCUUCCAGCGACCAAAGAUUUGACCACUUUCAAGCCUGACUUAACUGAAUACAGCUCAAGAUGGACACUGGUGUUAUCGAAGGAGGUUUAAAUGUCACACUUACUAUUCGCCUACUUAUGCAUGGGAAGGAGGUUGGAAGCAUCAUUGGGAAGAAAGGAGAAUCUGUAAAGAAGAUGCGUGAGGAGAGUGGUGCUCGCAUUAACAUCUCAGAAGGGAACUGCCCAGAACGGAUUAUCACUCUUGCUGGACCCACUAAUGCAAUUUUCAAAGCAUUUGCUAUGAUCAUUGACAAACUGGAAGAGGACAUCAGCAGCUCAAUGACCAACAGCACGGCUUCUAGCAGGCCCCCCGUCACUCUGAGACUUGUGGUACCUGCCAGCCAAUGUGGCUCUCUCAUUGGGAAAGGAGGCUGCAAGAUCAAGGAGAUAAGAGAGAGCACGGGGGCACAGGUCCAGGUGGCUGGAGACAUGUUGCCCAACUCAACUGAGAGAGCGAUCACCAUUGCUGGGAUUCCACAGUCCAUCAUUGAGUGCGUCAAACAGAUCUGUGUGGUCAUGCUGGAGUCUCCCCCAAAGGGUGUCACCAUCCCCUACCGACCCAAGCCAUCCAGUUCUCCUGUCAUCUUUGCAGGCGGUCAGGACAGGUACAGCAGCGGCAGUGCAAGCUACCCCCACACCGCCCCAUCAAUGUGCCUCAACUCUGACCUGGAGGGACCACCUCAAGAGGCCUAUACCAUUCAAGGACAGUAUGCCAUUCCACAGCCAGAUCUGACCAAGCUGCACCAGUUGGCAAUGCAACAGUCACACUUUCCAAUGUCUCAUGGCAACACUGGAUUCAGUGGCGUUGAAUCCAGCUCUCCAGAUGUGAAAGGCUAUUGGGCAGGUUUGGAUGCAUCAGCUCAAACUACUUCUCAUGAACUCACCAUUCCAAAUGAUCUGAUUGGAUGCAUCAUUGGGCGUCAAGGCGCCAAGAUCAAUGAGAUUCGCCAGAUGUCUGGGGCGCAGAUCAAAAUUGCCAAUCCAGUGGAAGGAUCUACUGACAGGCAGGUUACCAUAACUGGAUCUGCAGCCAGCAUUAGCCUGGCUCAAUAUCUAAUUAAUGUCAGUUUAGAAAGCGCUAAACCCUCCUCCCAGGCAGCCUCCGUCACGAUCCCCGACCACCUCAGCAUCAACCUCUCUCAACCCUCCACCCCUUCUUCUUCUUCCUCCUCCACCACCACCCCCUCGCUUGCGACAGCGGGGGUCUCCGACGCACCCUCCAGCCUCCCCAACCCUCUUCCGACCGCCCCCUGUGUCUCCAGUCUGCUUGGCAUGAAACCCGUCCCUCUCCUGGCUCUAAAUGUUGUGUCUGCUGCUAAGGGUGCCUCCACCACCUCAGCUGUGCCAUGUGUUACUAACAAACUGAAAACGGAAAAACAGAGAUUCUCUCCUUACUGAGUGUCUGCUUGUGGCCUUAGAGGAACAGCAGAUUGCUUUUCAGCAAUGGGGAUCCCAUAGAGGAGACUUGGAAGAGCUUUUUUUUAAAACUUCAAAAGAAAAGUGAGCUUUGUGAUUCCUUUAGGAUGGAGUUUCUUUUUGCUGGCAACCUCCGCUAGGUCAAAGACAAUUGAGCAAGUGUAUUAAUCAGUUUGAGUCCAGUAGUGAUCUUGAUUAUGUAGCUUGUAGCUGUUGCUUUAGUAGUUUUGUUUGCAUUGUUACAUGGAAUAAGGUGGGUGGGGAGGGAGCUGGGUGGGCAGGGAAUGCUAGGGUCCGUUAACGAAAUAACUCACUUGCAAUUCCUUGGUUUAAGCUGUGCAAAGAGGCUACUUUGGCCAAACUUGUCUCAAUGUCUGUCCUUGUAAUAAAGCUGUCACGGUGAGAACAUGCACAGAUGUGCUUGAAUUGGGACCGAACUCUGACCACAAGCCGGUUGAAUCUGACAAUGCACCCCCAGGCUAAACUUUUUUUUUUUGAAAAUUAUCUGCACUACUGCACUGCACUAACACCAUUUUAAGUAUAUAAACUUUUCUAUGGAGGCUCGUGAUACCUAACACACAAUUGUGAGGGUGUGAGCUGUAAUGGUGCUGGGGGCAGGUUCAGACCUGAAUAUUAUCCCUGCUCCUUUACAAACUGCCACUUGCCAGUGUACACAACUCACCUGCUCAGUAGAAAAAGUAAGAAAAAAUUCUUUGUGUGCACACCCUUCCCAUGUAAAAAACCUGCAGCAGACCUUUAAAAAGCUUGGGUGAUUCUGAUACCCAUCUUUCUCCACACCCAAGACUUUUCUUAGCCACUUAAGAGAGUGAGAGAACCUGGAGUGACAUAUACGCUGUAAUGAACAGCUGUGACAAUGCUGCGGGUGCUGCUUUCCUUUAUGACAUCUUCUAAAAUAGCACUUGAAAUCUGUUCAGCUUUCUGAUAUUUAGUCCUUAGAGGUGGAUAGUUCAGACACCUAGAGAUGUGGUUUUAGUAGCACCUAUCUCCUGAUGGCAAUACAGGCCCCUGACGUCUCCCAACAUCUGAAUGGAUGUUCCUUCCCUGGUGCAUGUAUUCUGUAUUGAGAGGUGAUAAUCUGUAGAGGCUAGGAAGUUGGCUUCACUUGUUCUGGUCUUUCAACUUGGGCUUUUGAGGCCAGCAGCUGCCUAUUUCCUCCACUAAAGGCUAUUUAAAAGCCGUGUGGGAAAACUGGGCAGACAAAACAUAAUGCAGCGGGAUGACAUGCUCUUGUGUUCAGCAUAGUACAUGUUCAUUCUUUCUGUCUGCACCUAAAUUCACUUGAUCUUUAGCCUGGGGUUGUCACAUGAACAUUACACACUUCCUUUUUUUUUAGCACUCUUAGACCUUCCAAAAACAUAAUAAUUCAGGCAACAUUGAAUAAUAAACGGUGACAGCUGGAACUGCUAAGAAUCUUGUGUUAUCCUUUGUAUUAAAAGAAAGUUACUAGAACAAGUUUGAAAUGAUGACUGAUGGCUUGAUUCUGGGGCUGCACUAGUUAACUCUUUGCAUCCAGGGAGCUGGGAGGGCCUGGCCUUAUCCUAUCAUAGGGGACGGGGAGGCCAUUAACUGGCUGACUUAAUGCAGUUCUGUCAAACCCUUUUCCCUUGAGUAGCAGAAGUCUUUUUUUAGUACUUUGUUUCUGCAGUUUGACUUUCACAAUUGUAACUUUUUUUAAAAAAAAACUGUUCUGUUCUGUAGUGUAACCACAUAAAGUAAAAAUUGUCCACUCUUAACCAAGUUUUUGGGCUGGCCGUCUUGUUUUAUAGUGUUCUGUAGAGGCUGAUUUAAUGGGCUUUAAUUUGUUCUCGACUAGCAAGUCUGGUUAUGUGUUGUCCAAAAGCUAUUGGUUCAUGCAGCACUACCACUAGCCAAUGGUGUUGAUGAUAUGGAGCUCCAGCUGGCAUCCAUGUGGGCCUGUAAUAGCCUUUAAUUUCUAUUAGCUCUAUGUUGAGAUAGGCAAAAAGUGUUCCACUGUCAAAUUUUAUUAUACCAGAGGUACACUAAGCAAAUAUUGAACUGAACUGGUUUGCCCAGUAAUACUAUGAAUGGUAUGUCCACUCUUGACAUCUUUUAGAAUCUUGCCCUUGCCUCCCAUAAAUUUUCACUCCCAUGUGCAAGUGGUUGCUGGGGGAUAAUGCAGAGCAGAUCUGCUUCCAAGGUUUGGGGCCCUUUCAGAGAAAUGCAAAUAAGUUUAUCUCCAGCAGAGACUCAUUCACGGAGCCUCUGAAACAUGCUGUUCUCUGUGUCAACCUGAUUACUUUUGUAGCCUCAUCCAUGGGUUCAUGACUUGUCCAUUUCUUGGCAGCAGAAAUCUUCUGUUAUAACGUGAUUUGCUAGUAUCUUGCUUCAAGAAACGUCAAGUAAACACUAUUUGCAGACACAAUGUUGGGCUUUAUGUGUUCGCUUUCUAGUGCUCCCAGUAAAAUUGUCAUUCUAAAAGAACCUUACGUAAAUUUCUCAUGGUUUGGCAGAAUUUAUGCCCUUUCCCCAAGAUACCCCUUCACAGUGAGACCCAACAGCAAAGGUUUGGUUACCUUAUCUAGUUGAGAGAUGUUGACCGUAGGCCUUCACAGCACACAUGCUUCUCUGCCCUGAAAUGGGCAUAAUUGGCAUUGAGGAAAGAGAUUGUUUUCUUUCAACUCCACUUCAAAAAAUCCUUCCCCCUGUUCUUUACAGGCAAGGGGGCAGAGAAUCUAUUUAACUGGUCAUGCUGCUAAAAGCCAGACAAUACAAAUGCACAAAUGCUGGUUCAUGGGGAAUAGAGUACCACAUCUUUUAAUUUGAGGAAAUUGCCUUUGCUCAUGGAUAUCUGCAGUUUUUGCAAAACUACACUUUGAGGGUAUGUGUGGGGUGGUGAGAUGGGGCAUCCUGCAGUCUCCCUUUCCAGUUCUAGAAGAACAGCGUACAAGCCAAACUGCAGCACAACAAACUGCACGAACUUUCCCAUCAUAAGCUAUUCUUAUUGCACCCUUGAAUGGUUCUACCCUGCCCAUUGAACUGUCAGUUUCAGCUCUUUGGGGCUUCUUGGUAGUCCUUCACAUUCUAAAAGAAGCAUAAGAAUAUUUAAAUGAUCCGGCCACAUGGGCAGGGUCUGAUCAUGAAGGUCUUUCACAGCGAUUGUGGCACAAUUCUUUGGGAAAGACCUGCACAAUUUGGCCUUCACCCCUGGGGUUGGGUCAUCUUAAAUAUUCUCCCAGCAGUGGAGGAGCUGCUUGUGGAUGCACACACCUUGCAGAGCUAGGAGAACCUAUAGAAAGGGCAGCUAGUUUGCCUUGGAACAUAAAAGGUAAGUUUCAUAUAGCUUGGCUCCACCUCUUGGAUAAGAUCUCAAGUUCUUAGAUACUUGAAUUGGUUGAAUUGUAGUUGGGCCUUGAAUGUUAAUUGAAUGUUGGUUUCUGUAGGCCCUUGUGGGGUCAGCUUGCAACGGUCCAAAUGUGGGAAGGGGUGCUAGUGGGAGUCCUCCUUUAAAGAACCUUGUGUAUUGGGGAUUUGUGCAGUCCCCUCCCCCCCACCCAUCCUCCCAUCAGCAAUGGACAAAAAUGUGCCUUUGUGUGUGUUAAUGCUGGAGUAGCAAAUUGAUUGCUGAAGCAAAUGUAGGUCCUCUUAAACACUGCUUACAAAGGUACGUGAGCAGUGAACUCACCUGAUCAGUUUGACGUGGCUUAGAAUAUGUUAAAACUUCAUAGGCUGAAUAAAGUAGCAGCCUGGCUUUGGGCUUUAACCAUCAGGCAACUGUAAAAGUUGUCUAAUUUAUAAAUCGAACCCUUUCCGGCUUGCCUUUUUAAUUAAUGAUCUGACUCCGGUUAACCUUUCCUGCUAACCAUGGAACUUAAUUGCCCAACCAUUGCAUACAUACUGGUGACUUCCUUCAGGAACAAGACAUUCAGACAUGCACGGCAAACUGAGCCACAGCUUGGAUGCUAGCAGCAACAGAGGCCACUAUGUUGUGCCUACUGCUAACAAAGCUCAAUGAGUGAAAGGAGUUCUGGUGACUGCCUGGCCCAGCCGAAAAGCAACAUUCAGGAGCCACUAAACAUUUAGGACCAUGUAAAAUUUACUGCAGCCGCACACUUUGAGGAUAAUAUAUUCCUUCUGGGCAUCUUAAAUGACAAAGGGGCCUUCCAGGCCACUUCUGAUCCACAGCUGCCUUCUAUAUUGCCUGGCAUGGUGUGGGCUGCGGGGCAUCAGUCUGUGAGUGAUGGGGGAACCAAAGGGCUUUUGUUCUGACUUGAUUAUAUCAUACAUUUGGGGUUUAAAAUAUUUGGGUAGGAUUUUGUCUUAACAGAUUUUUUUUAAAAAAGGCCUUUAACCUUUGUUCUCG